Molecule: messenger RNA, 1857 nt
Organism: Lucilia cuprina (Australian sheep blowfly)
Lineage: Eukaryota; Metazoa; Arthropoda; Insecta; Diptera; Calliphoridae
Gene: Idh
Product: isocitrate dehydrogenase [NADP] cytoplasmic
Exons: 2
Coding region: 387-1712 (441 amino acids)
Biological process (GO): isocitrate metabolic process
Cellular component (GO): peroxisome; mitochondrion; cytosol
Molecular function (GO): isocitrate dehydrogenase (NADP+) activity; NAD binding; magnesium ion binding
Source: RefSeq, a predicted model, not a curated record
UGUGCCGGUUAGAAUUUAAUCUGUGUUAAAUUAAUUCCAUUACUUGUUUUUUUUUUAAUAAUUUUACAAUAUUUUCAUUUAAUUUCUGUGAAAUCUUAUCUAUAAAAUAUACUACAAUUGUUAUCAGUUGUGUUUUCAUACAACUUAUUGUACAAUUCCUCUCCCGGUUUUACUUUUUUCCAUCCAUUUAGUCGGUUGUACAUUGCAUAACCUUAAAUACGUUUAAAAACGGCAAGAGUGCAAAAGUACAAUUAUUUUUUUAUUAAAUAUUCGUAUUAAAGUUUACUAUCAGUCUUGUUUUUGUUUUUUGAAGCCUAAAAGCAUUGCAGGAGAAUUUUAAAGCAAAAAGUUAAUUUUCGUUUUAAAAGUGUCAAAAAAUUUGCAUUAUGUUUUCAUUACGUUUGGCCACUCGCUGUUUAAAUGCCGCUGCUCCGACUUUUUUGAGAAAUAAUACUAUUAAUCGAACCAUUAUUUAUGCUGGGAUGGCUACUAAAAUUAAAACUGGACCCGUUGUUGAUAUCUUGGGCGAUGAAAUGACCCGUAUCAUUUGGUCUUCCAUUAAGGACAAAUUGAUUUUGCCCUUCUUGGACAUUGAAUUGCACACAUACGAUUUGGGUAUGGAGAAUCGUGACAAGACUGCCGAUCAGGUGACCAUCGAUUGUGCCGAAGCUAUUAAGAAAUACAAUGUUGGCAUUAAGUGUGCCACUAUUACUCCCGAUGAGAAGCGCGUAGAAGAAUUCAAAUUGCAAAAGAUGUGGAAGAGUCCCAACGGUACUAUUCGUAACAUUCUCGGUGGUACUGUAUUCCGUGAAGCUAUUACUUGCAAAAACAUUCCCCGUUUGGUCAGUGGCUGGGAGAAACCCAUUGUUAUUGGUCGUCACGCUCAUGCCGAUCAAUACAAGGCUACCGACUUUGUAGUUCCUGGUGCUGGCACCUUGACCAUGACUUUUGUGCCUGCUGAUGGCAGUGGUGAAAUCAAACAUGAAGUUCAUCAAUACAAGGGUGCUGGUGUUGCCAUGGGUAUGUUCAAUACCGAUGCAUCCAUUGUAGACUUUGCCCAUGCUUCCUUCAAAUAUGCUCUUUCCCGCAAAAUGCCCUUGUACUUGAGUACCAAGAACACCAUUCUCAAGAAGUACGAUGGUCGCUUCAAGGAUAUCUUUGAAGAAAUCUACCAAAAGGAAUACAAGAAGGAUUACGAGGCCGCUGGCAUCUGGUACGAACAUCGUUUAAUCGACGAUAUGGUUGCCUACGCCAUGAAAUCCGAAGGUGGUUUUGUUUGGGCCUGCAAGAACUACGAUGGUGAUGUACAAUCUGAUUCCGUUGCCCAAGGUUACGGUUCUUUGGGUCUCAUGACCUCCGUUUUGAUCUGCCCCGAUGGUAAGACUGUUGAAUCCGAAGCUGCCCACGGUACCGUUACCCGCCAUUACCGCAUGUACCAACAAGGCAAGGAAACCUCCACCAAUCCCAUUGCCUCCAUCUUCGCCUGGACCCGUGGUUUGUUGCACCGUGCCAAGCUCGACAACAACGAAGAACUCAAGAAAUUCGCCGAAACUUUGGAAAAGGUCUGUGUCGAUACCAUCGAAUCUGGUUCCAUGACCAAGGAUUUGGCCAUCUGCAUUAAGGGCAUGAACAAUGUUCAACGUAGCGACUACAUGGAAACCUUUGAAUUCAUGGACAAAUUGGCUGAAAACUUGAAGAAGGCUAUGGCUUGACUAUCUACUCAUGAAGAUAAAAAGUCUCAUCUCUAGAUUUGAAUCUAGUGCGAUUCAUAUUUAAGAUUUGUAUUUUUAUGUUUAUUUUUAAAGAACGCAUCUUUUUUGCAUUUUAUGUUUUAAUUUUAUUUUAUAAUACAUCCUA